CUCGCAUCCUGGAUAUAGACUGUCAGUUUCGGAUCCAAGGACCAUGAUGGCAAAGCUUACUUGGGCUGCCUGUCAAACCCAAACUGUCACGGAUUAAAUCCCGCUGCCUGCUGCGAAGCCCCUGUGCACUGCAAACUUAGUGAGCGAACUGGGUAAUCAGUGGUUGGAUAUGCAGAUCUCUGACUUAAAAGGCGGGGUGACCCCCCCGAGAACAUCUCCCAGGGGCCGAAGCCCGCAGGUGCAGUGAGGCGCGCGCGCGCACGCGGGUGCUGGCUCCCCCGAAGCCGCUUCGCCCCGGGGGAGGGAGCCGGGGCGCCCGGCGGGGUCUGGCUGCCGCGCACCGGCGGCGGCGGCUCGUCUCCGGCGGCGGCGGAUGAUGGUGGCGGCCGGCGCGCUGGGCUGUGCCUGUGCGUCGCCUCGGAAAUCAGCGCCCGGCGCUGCACACUGAGCCCUUGCAGGUCCGCAGCAGCCCGAGCCUUGGCGAGGACAGACCCGGCGCGCAGGGGCCAAGGACCUGCGCGCAGGGGGGCCGGGGGGCGAGUGGGGUCGGCUUAUCAUGGCGGAUCGGACAGCUCCCAGCUGCCAGCUCCGGCUGGAGUGGGUGUACGGGUACCGGGGUCACCAGUGCCGCAACAACCUGUACUAUACAGCCGGCAAGGAGGUGGUCUACUUUGUGGCUGGGGUCGGGGUGGUGUACAACACCCGUGAGCACAGCCAAAAAUUCUUCUUGGGACACAACGACGACAUUAUCAGCCUUGCCUUACACCCAGAUAAAACUCUCAUUGCAACUGGCCAAGUUGGGAAGGAGCCGUAUAUUUGCAUAUGGGAUUCCUAUAAUGUCCAGACUGUGUCUAUUCUCAAAGAUGUUCACACACAUGGAGUUGCCUGCUUGGCUUUCGACUCAGAUGGACAGCGUUUAGCCUCUGUAGGACUGGAUGCCAAAAACACUGUCUGCAUUUGGGAUUGGAGGAAGGGAAAACUUCUGGCCUCAGCCACUGGCCAUUCCGACCGGAUUUUUGAUAUUUCUUGGGAUCCAUAUCAGCCAAACAGAGUGGUUAGCUGUGGAGUAAAGCAUAUAAAGUUUUGGACACUAUGUGGAAAUGCCCUAACUGCAAAAAGAGGGAUAUUUGGCAAAACGGGGGAUCUUCAGACCAUCCUUUGCCUUGCAUGUGCCAAAGAAGACGUCACCUACUCUGGUGCUUUAAACGGUGACAUCUACGUCUGGAAAGGGCUCAACUUAGUCCGCACCAUUCAAGGAGCACACAGUGCUGGAAUAUUUAGCAUGUAUGCUUGUGAAGAAGGCUUUGCCACUGGUGGGCGAGAUGGUUGUAUACGAUUAUGGGAUACUGAUUUCAAACCAAUAACCAAAAUUGAUCUCAGGGAGACAGAACAAGGAUACAAAGGCCUCUCUAUCCGGAGCGUGUGCUGGAGAGCAGACCGCCUUCUAGCCGGGACCCAAGACAGUGAGAUAUUUGAAGUGAUAGUGCGAGAGCGAGACAAGCCAAUGCUGAUCCUGCAGGGCCACUGCGAGGGGGAGCUCUGGGCCCUGGCCCUACACCCCAAGAAGCCUCUGGCUGUGACAGGCAGCGAUGACCGCUCUGUCAGGCUGUGGAGCCUGGCUGACCAUGCCUUGAUCGCUCGCUGUAACAUGGAGGAAGCAGUCCGCAGUGUUGCCUUCAGCCCCGACGGGUCCCAGCUGGCCCUGGGCAUGAAGGACGGCUCUUUCAUCGUUCUCCGAGUCAGAGAUAUGACAGAAGUAGUUCACAUCAAGGAUCGGAAAGAAGUCAUUCAUGAAAUGAAAUUUUCUCCUGAUGGUUCUUACCUCGCAGUGGGAUCCAAUGAUGGCCCAGUGGACAUCUACGCGGUUGCCCAGCGGUACAAGAAAAUAGGAGAAUGCAACAAGUCCCUUAGCUUCAUUACACACAUUGACUGGUCCUUGGAUAGUAAAUACUUGCAAACUAAUGAUGGUGCGGGAGAUCGAUUGUUCUACAAAAUGCCAUCUGGGAAGCCUUUAACAAGUAAAGAAGAAAUCAAAGGGAUUCCCUGGGCGUCCUGGACAUGUGUGAAAGGGCCUGAAGUGAGUGGAAUUUGGCCCAAAUACACUGAGGUUACUGACAUCAACUCUGUGGAUGCAAAUUAUAACAGCUCAGUGCUGGUGUCUGGAGAUGAUUUCGGACUGGUCAAGUUGUUUAAAUUUCCUUGUCUCAAAAAAGGAGCCAAAUUUAGAAAGUAUGUGGGCCAUUCUGCACACGUCACAAACGUCCGCUGGUCCCAUGACUGUCAGUGGGUGUUAAGUACGGGAGGGGCUGACCACUCGGUUUUCCAGUGGAGGUUUAUUCCAGAAGGUGUCAGCAACGGCAUGCUGGAAACUGCUCCCCAGGGUUGUACUUUUCAGGUUUACAAAGAAGAUCUACCUCAGCUAAAGCAACAAAGUAAAGAGAAAAACCAUGCAAUGCCCUUCCUCAAGCGGGAGAAGGCUCCUGAGGAUAGCUUGAAGCUCCAGUUCAUACACGGUUACAGAGGCUACGACUGUAGAAACAAUCUGUUCUACACACAAGCUGGGGAGGUGGUCUACCACAUUGCCGCAGUUGCUGUCGUGUACAACAGGCAACAGCAUUCCCAGAGGCUGUACCUGGGGCAUGAUGAUGAUAUUCUUAGCCUGACCAUCCAUCCGGUGAAGGACUACGUGGCCACUGGACAGGUUGGAAGAGAUGCUGCUAUUCAUGUGUGGGACACACAGACUCUAAAAUGUUUGUCACUAUUGAAAGGACAACAUCAGAGAGGAGUGUGUGCGCUCGAUUUUUCAGCUGAUGGAAAAUGCCUGGUGUCCGUUGGUUUAGACGAUUUUCACAGUAUUGUAUUUUGGGACUGGAAAAAGGGAGAAAAGAUAGCUACCACAAGAGGACAUAAAGAUAAAAUAUUUGUGGUAAAGUGUAACCCACACCAUGUUGACAAGCUGGUUACAGUUGGGAUGAAACACAUCAAAUUCUGGCAACAAGCAGGUGGGGGCUUCACCUCUAAAAGAGGAAUUUUUGGAAGUGCUGGAAAACUGGAAACCAUGAUGUGUGUCUCUUACGGGCGGAUGGAAGAUCUGGUGUUCUCAGGAGCAGCUACUGGAGAUAUUUUUAUUUGGAAAGAUGUCUUACUACUGAAGACAGUGAAAGCUCACGAUGGACCUGUGUUUGCUAUGUACGCGUUGGAUAAGGGCUUUGUAACGGGUGGAAAAGAUGGAAUCGUGGAGCUCUGGGAUGAUAUGUUUGAGAGAUGCUUGAAGACUUAUGCCAUUAAAAGAGCAGCGUUGUCAACUAGCUCAAAAGGCCUGCUUUUGGAAGAUAACCCUUCAAUUCGUGCCAUCACUCUGGGACAUGGUCAUAUCCUGGUGGGAACGAAAAAUGGAGAGAUUCUGGAAAUCGAUAAGAGUGGCCCAAUGACUCUGCUGGUUCAGGGGCACAUGGAGGGAGAAGUGUGGGGAUUGGCAGCUCACCCUCUCCUGCCCAUCUGUGCAACAGUGAGUGAUGACAAAACCCUUCGGAUCUGGGAAUUAUCCUCGCAGCACCGUAUGUUGGCAGUACGGAAACUCAAAAAAGGUGGAAGAUGCUGUGCCUUCUCCCCUGAUGGGAAAGCCUUAGCCGUGGGCCUGAAUGACGGGAGUUUCCUGGUGGUGAAUGCUGACACCGUUGAAGACAUGGUGUCCUUCCAUCACAGAAAAGAAAUGAUCUCUGAUAUUAAAUUCUCAAAAGAUACAGGAAAAUACUUAGCUGUGGCAUCCCAUGAUAACUUUGUGGAUAUUUACAAUGUACUGACAAGCAAGAGGGUUGGCAUCUGUAAAGGAGCUUCUAGUUACAUUACACACAUUGACUGGGACUCUAGAGGAAAAUUAUUGCAAGUUAAUUCGGGUGCCAAAGAACAACUUUUUUUUGAAGCUCCAAGAGGCAAAAGGCAUAUUAUAAGACCCUCAGAGAUUGAGAAGAUAGAAUGGGACUCAUGGACCUGCGUUCUGGGGCCCACCUGUGAGGGAAUCUGGCCAGUACACAGCGACGUGACGGACGUCAAUGCUGCCAGUCUCACCAAAGACUGUUCCCUCUUGGCCACGGGAGAUGAUUUUGGUUUUGUUAAGCUUUUUUCAUAUCCUGUCAAGGGGCAGCAUGCAAGGUUCAAGAAGUACGUGGGGCACAGUGCCCACGUCACCAACGUGAGAUGGCUGCACAAUGACUCCGUGCUGCUCACGGUGGGCGGCGCCGACACAGCCUUGAUGAUCUGGACCAGGGAGUUCGUGGGGACCCAGGAGAGCAAGCUGGUGGACAGCGAGGAGUCUGACACAGAUGCGGAGGAGGAUGGAGGCUAUGACAGUGAUGUUGCUAGAGAGAAGGCCAUUGACUACACCACCAAGAUCUAUGCUGUGAGCAUCAGAGAAAUGGAGGGCACCAAACCACACCAGCAGAUGAAAGAAGUGUCCAUGGAAGAAAGGCAGGGAAUUGUCAAGGGAUCAAGACCACCUGUUAGCCGAGCAGCUCCCCAGCCUGAAAAACUCCAGAAGAACAAUAUCACCAAAAAAAAGAAACUGGUUGAGGAGCUGGCUCUGGACCAUGUGUUUGGCUACAGAGGAUUUGACUGCCGCAACAACCUGCAUUAUCUUAACGAUGGGGCCGACAUCAUCUUCCACACGGCAGCGGCCGGCAUCGUCCAGAACCUCUCCACAGGCAGCCAGAGCUUCUACCUGGAGCACACGGACGACAUCCUCUGCCUCACAGUGAACCAGCACCCCAAGUACAGAAACGUGGUGGCCACAAGCCAGAUAGGGACAACACCUUCCAUCCACAUAUGGGACGCUAUGACCAAACACACUCUCUCUAUGCUGCGGUGCUUCCACUCCAAGGGGGUGAAUUACGUCAACUUCAGCGCCACUGGAAAGCUGCUGGUGUCUGUGGGAGUGGACCCUGAGCACACCAUCACUGUCUGGCGAUGGCAGGAAGGUGCCAAAGUUGCCAGCCGAGGGGGUCACCUGGAGCGCAUAUUUGUGGUGGAAUUUCGCCCUGACUCUGACACACAGUUUGUGUCUGUUGGGGUCAAACACAUGAAGUUCUGGACCCUGGCAGGCAGCGCCCUCCUUUACAAGAAAGGGGUCAUUGGGUCCAUGGAGGCUGCCAAGAUGCAGACGAUGCUGUCAGUGGCCUUCGGUGCUAACAACCUCACAUUCACGGGUGCCAUCAAUGGAGAUGUCUAUGUCUGGAAGGACCACUUUCUCAUCCGGCUGGUGGCCAAGGCACACACAGGCCCCGUGUUCACAAUGUACACCACUCUCCGGGACGGGCUCAUCGUGACUGGUGGGAAAGAACGGCCGACCAAAGAAGGAGGUGCCGUAAAAUUGUGGGACCAGGAGAUGAAACGCUGUCGGGCCUUCCAACUGGAGACGGGCCAGUUGGUGGAGUGUGUGCGCUCUGUGUGCCGUGGCAAGGGAAAAAUUUUAGUAGGAACCAAAGAUGGAGAAAUAAUUGAAGUUGGUGAAAAAAAUGCUGCUUCUAAUAUCCUUAUUGAUGGACACAUGGAGGGGGAGAUCUGGGGCCUGGCCACACAUCCUUCCAAGGACAUCUUCAUCUCUGCCAGCAACGAUGGUACAGCCCGGAUCUGGGACCUGGCUGACAAGAAGCUGCUCAACAAGGUGAACCUGGGCCAUGCAGCCAGGUGUGCAGCCUACAGCCCUGACGGGGACAUGGUGGCUAUUGGCAUGAAGAAUGGAGAGUUUGUCAUCUUGUUGGUGAACAGCCUGAAAGUUUGGGGGAAAAAACGAGACCGGAAAUCUGCCAUCCAAGAUAUCAGAAUCAGCCCAGACAACCGAUUCUUAGCUGUUGGUUCUUCUGAGCACACAGUUGACUUCUAUGACCUCACUCAGGGCACAAGUCUGAACCGCACUGGCUACUGCAGAGAUAUCCCAAGCUUUGUCCUUCAGAUGGACUUUUCUGCGGAUAGCAAAUACAUUCAGGUGUCAACAGGAGCCUAUAAGCGCCAGGUGCAUGAGGUCCCCUUGGGGAAGCAGGUAACUGAAGCCAUGGUCAUUGAGAAGAUCACCUGGGCUUCCUGGACAAGCAUUCUAGGGGACGAAGUCAUUGGUAUUUGGCCAAGAAAUGCUGACAAGGCUGAUGUCAACUGUGCGUGUGUGACUCAUGCUGGCCUGAACAUUGUCACAGGAGAUGAUUUUGGGCUGGUGAAGCUGUUUGAUUUUCCUUGCACAGAAAAAUUUGCCAAACAUAAACGUUACUUUGGUCACUCAGCUCAUGUGACAAAUAUCCGUUUCUCUUACGAUGACAAGUAUGUGGUCAGCACUGGAGGAGACGACUGCAGUGUAUUUGUGUGGCGAUGUCUGUAAAUGCAGAAAUUUCUUAUAAUAGUUAUUAUUGCUGCCACUGCUACAACCCAGCAAAUGCAGAGGCAGUGCCGAGGCGGCACCUUGACACUAAACUGCUGGGAAAUGCCUACGAUGCUGCGGGCACGCACAAGCUCCAAAUGCUAGUGAAAUUCUAUGACUGCUCCCAUAAUCUGGACUCUCCAAAACUGUGAUGCCAAGAGGGAAGGUAAAGUUCUAAAAUGUAAAGUCUGCUGGUCUCUCUCCAGAAGAUUAAAAACUAAAUGUACUAACUACAUUGACAAAUCCUGAUGAUGUAGCCCAAUAACAAAAUUUAAAGCCUCAGUUAACCCUAACCAAUAUGUAGCUUUUAAUUUGCAUCAAAACUUUUACAAAAGAUGUUUUGCUAUUCUGUUUCUAUAAUACUUCAAGAAUGUUCAUUUUUACAAAUAAGUUGAACACAGCUUAAGUUAGAUGCACUGAAGUACUAGAAAUAGCCUGUUCUCCACAUCUAGCUUUCAAAACCAAAUGAGCCAUGUUAUAAACAAGUUGAGAAACUUAAUUUUUUAAUGUUUCCUUUGCAGUUUUAUAUCCAUUAAGUGCCUUUGAAAGUUUCCAGUGUGUGGGCUGCUGUCUCACCUCCCACAAAGUUUAUCUCCUUUCUACAUAUGGUGCUAAAACUUCAAAACUGAGGAGGGCUGCAGGACCCUUAGCAGAUUCACUCUGUCAUCCAUGUCCUGUGUUUGUCAAGGCUUUGUAAAUGACAGACAUCAGUUAAUUGCUUUAGAAAUGGUGGUUAUAAGGAAGGUGAGCAGCAAAGGAACUUAAGUUCAGUAGGAAGUAGAAUGAAUUUUCAUUAGAUUAGUGCCAAACCUACAAAAUUCAAACUAGAAAUCAAGUAAAACAAACCUCUAUUACAAAACAGAAAAGGAAAACAAAUAAAACUCAAGUGUGACCAAAUGGAAUUGAACUGAUUUGUCUUGUUAAAUCUUUAAAUGGUAAUGCAUGAGGUGACCUGAAGCUACACCUUGGUUUUUACCACUGUUGGAGUGGGGUCGAGGCAACUCCACUGAUUUGGUUUGGGUGAACUAUGUCAAGUCCAGAUUUUCAAAUUCUACAGAACAGAGUCCCAAGUCUGAAGAAUAUUUGCUGAAUCAAAAUUAUGAAAAAAAAAAAUAACUCAGCUUUGAGCUCCUGAGGUAGUUGUCCAACAGAAUAUGUUUGGGCAAUAUUAAUUUGAAGCCAUCUCUGAAGCCCCUCAAGUCAACUUAUACACGGUCAACCACAAACUGUUGGAUGGGGCUGACAGCAAUCACUGAGAGGAAAGGUGGCUAAGCACAGACGCCAACUAGUCCUGUCAGUCAGUGCACUGAAAUUCUGAAACUUGAGUUCCUGGCUAUUUGCAGUUGUCAGUUUAGAGAAAAGGUGAAAUGAAGCAUUUUCAAUUAAAGAAUAGAUUAACAUCUCCCACAGAAGUGCUUCAGCAUUCUAAAAGAUUAGAUUACUCAUUAAGCUAUUUUUAUAUGCCAAUUUAUUAAUGCCUUACAUUAAUCCACUAAUAGGUUGUUGGGCCCACAGUAGAGUCCCUAUGCAGUUCUAAUUGUUUUCUGUAACCAUGUGACUGGUGAUGCUGAGUGAUAACCAUGUCUGCCUAUAUUGUACUACUGACCUUUCAUACUGAAUUUGAUCUUGUAUUCAAAUAACCAUGUGGACAAAAAAAUGAACUGGGAAAUGAUAUCUACAACUAUUUAAAGAGCAAUAGUGUCUGUGUCAAGAAAACUUCUUAAAUCUUAUUUGUAAACAUUUAUAUGGUAUAAUUUUAUGUAUGUUCAUAAAUCCUGCACUGUAUUCUACAUGUUAAAAUAUUGGUGCAUGAAUUUAUUUUCAAAGUAUAAAAUUUAAAAACAUUUUGGUGUCAAAUAAAUUUGAUUAUGUAAACAUGU
Molecule: messenger RNA, 8283 nt
Organism: Ictidomys tridecemlineatus (thirteen-lined ground squirrel)
Lineage: Eukaryota; Metazoa; Chordata; Mammalia; Rodentia; Sciuridae
Source: RefSeq, a predicted model, not a curated record